Durotheca rogersii is the source of this 2408-nucleotide messenger RNA. Its product is annotated as NAD-dependent deacetylase sirtuin-2. Bases 418 to 1944 code for a protein of 508 amino acids. Lineage: Eukaryota; Fungi; Ascomycota; Sordariomycetes; Xylariales; Xylariaceae. The transcript is spliced from 2 exons. The record is from RefSeq and is a predicted model, not a curated record. Gene Ontology annotation, molecular function: NAD+ binding.
GCUACUUCGAGGACCCGAAUUCGACUGCGGACGCAUCCUUCCAUGAAAUUUUAUUUUAACCCAGAAAAAGAAGAUUUAAAAAAAAGGGCACUCGCUACGGCCCGAAAACCUACCUACCUACCUAAACAAUCCUCCCUCUCAUCUCGUCCAUCCCACCUACAGGUUCCUCCCACCAACCCCUCUUAUCCUUCGAUAACUCAACUACUACUCCCCCUACCAACCACACGCAGAGCUCCGCCGCUCCGUCACUAGCAGUAGCAGCAGCCGUCCCACGAACCCAGACCAGGAUUGCCGGACUGGCACGAGGCAAAGAUACGAGCCAUUCUCCGUCGCUUCGGAGCUCCAGGCACCAUAGGUCGCCGGAAGAGGCCGCGCCAUCAGAGAGGGCCGAAGCCGCGUCCGUGGCUACCGCUCGGGAUGGGUCAAGAGACGUCGCAGCUCGUGGACCCGGAUACCCCGCCCGACACCCUGUCGGAGCGCAGCUUGGCCGCCGUUGCCCAGCUCAUCAAGGACGGCCGCGCCAAACGCAUCGUCGUCAUGACCGGCGCCGGCAUCUCCACCGCGGCCGGAAUCCCCGACUUCCGCUCCCCCAAGACGGGGCUGUACCACAAUCUCGCGCGCCUCAACCUGCCCAAUCCCGAGGCCGUCUUCGAGAUCGACUUCUUUCGCCGUAACCCGGCGCCGUUCUACCUCCUCGCCAAGGAGCUGUAUCCGGGCAACUUUAGCCCGACCGUGUCUCACCUAUUCAUCGCCCUGCUGGCUAAGAAGGGCCUCCUGCGCAUGCUCUUCACCCAGAACAUCGACUGCCUCGAGCGCGCCGCCGGCGUGCCCGCCCAUCUCAUCGUCGAGGCCCACGGCAGCUUCGCUACCCAGCGCUGCAUCGACUGUCGGACCGCCUACCCAGAUGACCUGAUGGCGGACCACGUACGCCGCGGCGAGCCGGCGCGCUGCCCCGAGCCGGGCUGCAACGGCCUUGUCAAGCCCGAUAUCGUCUUCUUCGGCGAGCAGCUACCCCAGCUCUUCUACGAGAACCGCUCGGUGCCGGCGGCGGCCGACCUGCUGCUCGUCAUGGGCACGAGCCUGCUCGUGCAACCCUUCGCCAGCCUACCGCGCGGCGCCGGCCCGGGCGUACCUCGCCUACUCUUCAACCUCGAGCGUGUCGGCGACCUCGGCUCCCGCGCCGACGACGUCCUGUGCCUCGGCGACUGCGACUCGGGCGUCCGCAAGCUGGCCGACGCGCUGGGCUGGCGCGACGAGCUCGAGGCGGCGUGGCGCGCCACCGUCGGCGACGCCGAGGCGGACCGCCAGAUCGCCGGCGCCAGCGCCGAGGAGGAGAAGAAGGAGAGGGAGAAGGGGGCGGCCGUCACCCGGGACGAGCUCAACCACCUCGUCGAGGACAUGGGACUAAAGUUGGGGCUCUCCUACGAAGAGGGCCGCGCCGCCGCAGCCGUCUCCAACCGGUUCGGAUUCGACGCUAACCUCCUGAAGCAGAUGCAAGAAAGACAUAGGAGAGGGGGGGCCAGCCGCGGCAGCGACGGCGGUGGUGCUGCGAAAGGGUCCGCUCAGGAGGCUACUACGCGCGCUGAUGCGCCGCAGCGCGCAGGCGACGGCAAGGCAGGCCCGUCGGGAUCUCCUCGCCCUGUUCCUGCGGCAGAGGGCGAGAGAAGCCCGUCAUCGCCAUCGUCGCCGCCGCCACGAGGGGAGGAGCGAGGAGAAAGCAAGGACGCCCAAGCAGAGGCGAAGGACGGUGAGAAAGCAUCCUUGAGCUACGAGCCCACAAAACAACCGGCCGUGCCGAAAGAGGACGGCCCGGAAGGAAAGGACAGCCUGGAAGGGAAGAACAGCCUAGAAGGGAAGGACAGCCUGGAAGGAAAGGACAGCCCGGGAGCCGCUGCCGAGACCGGUGGUGCCGACAGCGGCGACAAGCUCGCCUCGACGCUGUGAGAGAGGGUUGAUACAGCCACUUCGCAGCGGCCCACGAUGCUGGUUUCGCUGCACGAGAGUGGUUUCGUCGAAUCGCCUAGGCAGUUGACUUAACUAUUGGUUUCGUUCUCGCAAGUCCGACGGAUAUGUGGGAUGCGAUCCGGGUAUCCCAUGGCGGGACAAUGACAACUACAGCAGGACGACGAGGCAUAGGGUAUCGAUUGUAUGUACGGUAACUAGUGUGGUGGUGACGUGUUGUAGAAGAACAAGAAGAAGAAGAGGGCGAGGGCUAGCACGACUUGUCGCGGAAGCCCAGGCAUGUCGUGUGUGCGCUCGCCCUCCUUGCUCGCGCAGGCGGACUUCGGCCGAGGCAAGAGACGGAGCCAGGCAGAUCGGCAGAAUGGCCAGUCGGAGACGGUUAAGCAGAUGUAAAUAUAACCAUGACGUUGCUUUUCUCGCCUCCACGCCCGGCUCUCUCGGGCCAU